Pistacia vera is the source of this 659-nucleotide messenger RNA. RefSeq names its product disease resistance protein RGA5-like. Gene Ontology annotation, molecular function: metal ion binding. The transcript is spliced from 3 exons. NCBI's taxonomy places the organism in Eukaryota, Viridiplantae, Streptophyta, Magnoliopsida, Sapindales, Anacardiaceae. The record is from RefSeq and is a predicted model, not a curated record. Bases 142 to 522 code for a protein of 126 amino acids.
ACGACUAGACUCAAGAGGCAUUUAUAAAUACCAAAUCCAACAAGUCCUUACCACACGGCUUCAUAUCUUUCUAACUUUCUUCUUCCCUCAAACAGCGUUUUUCUUUGUAUUCGAUUCUCAGUUCUCUAACAAAACAAGACCAUGAAGCAAAAAGUGGUGAUCAAAGUCUCCAUGCAUUGCCAAAAGUGCUACUCUAAAGCACUUAAGAAUGUGGUUGGCGCUUCAGGUGUGGAAUCGGCAGCGAUAAAAGGGGAAGACAAGAGCCAGAUAGAGAUAAUAGGAGAUGGAAUGGACGCGGUUGAGCUAGCAACUUCGUUGAAAAAGAAAUUUAAAUAUGCAGAGCUGGUGAGUGUAGGUCCUGCAGGUGAUGGUCCGAAGAAAGAAGAAGAAAAGGAAAACAAGGCCACGGUGGAGGUGAAGCCCGUGGAUUAUUGGAGUUACUAUCAAGGUGGCAUGCCUUAUUACGAUUACCGUGUGGUUUACGCUGAUCCAUAUUACCCCUCAAAUUGCUUCAUCAUGUGAAACAUUUCCAAAGAGGGAGAUAUCUAUUGCACGACUUAGAGAAACUAAAAUUUAUUUAGGGAAGUCUUGGUUGGUAGCCGUUCUUUAAAUUCUGCAGUGCUAUUUUCAAUUCCCUCUUUGUUUAGGGGAUAAUUAUG